Messenger RNA from Cyprinus carpio (common carp), 1909 nucleotides. RefSeq lists its product as uncharacterized. Lineage: Eukaryota; Metazoa; Chordata; Actinopteri; Cypriniformes; Cyprinidae. The record is from RefSeq and is a predicted model, not a curated record. Gene Ontology annotation, biological process: DNA integration.
CAAAACGUUUAUAACAUUUUGUGCAUGGUUAAAUGUUAUUUUCCACUCAUUGUGUAGUAAGACUGUAUGGUCACAGAACUUGACUCAUUCACCUAACUAAAAGUCAGUCAUGUGUUGGCUGUAGUUUGUAUUUAUCUGAAAGUAGGCUACGAAACAAUCAAGCAAGGAAAUGUCAAGUGAAGGAGCACAUCUGGAUGUGCUGAGUGCCAUCUCUGAGAGCCUGCAGUCAUUAGGUGCAGAGCUGAGACAGGCUGCUGUAGAUACACACUGCGAUAACUUUUUCUUUAGACUGGAAAGCAUUGUCCAUGUUUUGUCCAGAUUUGUUGUGUACAGAUCACUGCGACAAGAAGAGGAGAUAUUUUCACUUUUAAAUAUUGCAUUACAUGAGCUACAUAUCUAUUCUUUGCCAGUCCAAACCUGUGAAAGAUUUUUCUUUCUUAGUGAACAGCAACUGAAAUAUUUGCUUGACGAACAUUUCACAGUUAAAGAAAUUGCUGCAAUGUAUUCUGUAAGUCAACGAACAAUCCGGAACAGAAUGACACAGUAUCAGUUAUCUGUGAGGCAGACUUACAAUGAUAUCUCUGAUGAAGACUUAAAAAUACAUGUGAUGGAAUUCAUUGCCAGUUGUCCUAAUACAGGACAAAAGAUGGUCAUGGGACAUCUUAAAGCAAGAGGUAUAAGGGUACAGCAACGAAGAGUCCGUGAGGUUAUGAGAACCAUUGAUCCGGUUGGGACUAUGUUACGUGGAUUGGAACUGAAUAUUGUGCCAAGACGCCCUUAUUCAGUUCCAGCACCUCUCUCCUUGUGGCAUAUUGAUGGAAACCAUAAACUCAUCCGUUGGAGAAUAGUUGUCCAUGGGGGCAUUGAUGGCUUUAGCCGUAAAAUAAUGUACCUGAAAGCCAGCGAUAACAACAUGUACACUACUCAACUUCAAUGCUUCAUCGAACCUAUCCAUGACCAUCUACUGCCUCAGCGUGUCCGCAGUGACCAUGGUGGGGAAAAUGUAGAUGUGGCAAGGUUCAUGCUUGAACAUCCUGAUCGAGGACCUGAGCGCAAGAGCUACAUCACAGGCAAGAGUGUCCAUAAUCAACGCAUAGAGAGGCUAUGGCGGGACUUAUGGUGCACAGUCAUCCAUAUUUACUAUGCGGCCUUCCGGCACCUGGAGGACAUUGGAGUUCUUGAUCCGAACAGUGAUGUUCAUAUCACAUGUCUACACUAUGUGAUGAUUCCGAGGCUGAACUGGCAUCUGAAGUUCUUUUCUGACAGCUGGGCCCGACAUCCCCUGUCUUCGGAGGGCUACAGGUCUCCCCAGCAGCUGUGGGUGGCAGGGCUACUUGUUGCACCACAACAGCUUCCUGAAGAGGUCGAAAUGUCUGACUGGGGUAUUGAUUGGGAUGGACCAGUUCCUGUUGAAGAUCCGCAGCAACAAACUGACAUUCCAAUGACGCAACCAGCACUUCGAGAGAUGCUGGAGGCCCAGCUCCAGGGUAGCAUUGACCCUUUCAAAACCAGUGACUUGUUUGGUGUGGAUAUUUACCAGGAGGCACUGAUGGUGGCUCGAAGUGUUUUGAACAACAUUCAGUAGUGAACAGUCACUAAAAUGGAUCUGAACCUCAUUGUCCUACCAUAUGUGUUGGAGAGGCUUUUGGACUGUUGUUGUAGAUUAACUCUGUGUAUUGGAGGUAGAUGGACCACAGAGGUAUUCAAUGAUGUACAUAGUCUGGAAAAUAAGUACAAUAAAGUGAAUAAACUAAGUAAUAAUAAUAAGCAUUUACUGUUACAUAAUGUAAAAUAAUUAUUCUUAAUUCACAUCAGUGACAUUUCUCUACUCAACAUCCAGUUAAAUAAACAGAAACGAGAUAUUCCACCGGAAAAUAGGCUGUAAGCUACCAUUUGUCAUCAAUAACAU